Messenger RNA from Indicator indicator, 1050 nucleotides. RefSeq names its product Wnt family member 7A (gene WNT7A). Lineage: Eukaryota; Metazoa; Chordata; Aves; Piciformes; Indicatoridae. Gene Ontology annotation, molecular function: frizzled binding; cytokine activity. Gene Ontology annotation, biological process: multicellular organism development; canonical Wnt signaling pathway; cell fate commitment. Gene Ontology annotation, cellular component: extracellular region. Bases 1 to 1050 code for a protein of 349 amino acids. The record is from RefSeq and is a predicted model, not a curated record. The transcript is spliced from 4 exons.
AUGAACAGGAAAACAAGGCGCUGGAUCUUCCACAUCUUCCUGAGCCUGGGCAUUGUCUACAUCAAGAUCGGGGGCUUUUCCUCUGUGGUGGCCCUGGGAGCCAGCAUCAUCUGUAACAAGAUCCCGGGGCUCGCCCCCCGGCAGCGGGCAAUCUGCCAGAGCAGGCCCGACGCGAUUAUUGUCAUCGGGGAAGGGUCCCAGAUGGGCAUCAAUGAGUGCCAGUUCCAGUUUCGCAACGGGCGCUGGAACUGCUCUGCCCUGGGCGAGAGGACGGUCUUCGGGAAGGAGCUGAAAGUGGGGAGCAGAGAGGCAGCAUUCACCUACGCCAUCAUCGCUGCCGGCGUGGCACACGCCAUCACCGCCGCCUGCACGCAGGGCAACCUCAGCGAUUGCGGCUGCGACAAGGAGAAGCAAGGGCAGUACCACAAGGAGGAAGGAUGGAAGUGGGGAGGCUGCUCUGCCGACAUCAGAUACGGCAUCGGCUUCGCCAAGGUGUUCGUGGACGCCCGGGAGAUCAAGCAGAACGCCAGGACGCUGAUGAACCUGCACAACAAUGAAGCUGGCCGCAAGAUUCUGGAGGAGAACAUGAAGCUGGAGUGCAAGUGCCACGGGGUGUCGGGCUCCUGCACCACUAAAACCUGCUGGACCACCCUGCCCAAGUUCCGGGAGCUGGGCUACAUCCUGAAGGACAAAUACAACGAGGCGGUGCAGGUGGAGCCGGUGCGCGCCAGCCGCAACAAGCGCCCCACCUUCCUCAAGAUCAAGAAGCCUCUCUCCUACCGCAAACCCAUGGACACCGACCUGGUGUACAUCGAGAAAUCCCCCAACUACUGCGAGGAGGACCCCGUGACGGGCAGCGUGGGCACGCAGGGCCGGAUGUGCAACAAGACGGCGCAGCAGUCCCACGGCUGCGACCUGAUGUGCUGCGGCCGCGGCUACAACACUCACCAGUACUCCCGCGUCUGGCAAUGCAACUGCAAGUUCCACUGGUGCUGCUACGUGAAGUGCAACACCUGCAGUGAGCGAACAGAGGUCUACACCUGCAAGUGA